Macrosteles quadrilineatus (aster leafhopper) is the source of this 4998-nucleotide messenger RNA. RefSeq lists its product as uncharacterized. Bases 113 to 994 code for a protein of 293 amino acids. Gene Ontology annotation, molecular function: acyltransferase activity, transferring groups other than amino-acyl groups. NCBI's taxonomy places the organism in Eukaryota, Metazoa, Arthropoda, Insecta, Hemiptera, Cicadellidae. The transcript has 5 exons. The record is from RefSeq and is a predicted model, not a curated record.
AUUGAGUGGUAGGUGGAAGGUACUGCAGUGGUGUGUGUGUGUCUGUGUCAGUGUAGUGGCUGCAGUGUCUGUCGUCUGUCCCGGCACGACACCUAGCCGAGACAGGCGAGAAAUGGAAGUAUUGCCCGAAGGAAAAAACUUCAGAUUGGUCAAAGAAGACGAACUUCCAGAAAUAUUAGAGUUUCUUUCGCACUAUCUUCCAGACUCGUUGAAGUUUCACCAGACACUGCGGACCUAUCUGCACGACCGCGUGUGGGACUUCCACUUCUACGUUAACACAGACUGGCCGGAACAGCCAGUUUGUCUCCACUUCCCUGGAAUGACCCAAACGCCGAACGGCAAAUUGUACGAGAGCUUCAGCAUCUUCUGUCCCCUGGACAGUCUGGACAAUCUUGAGCUGGUGGAGACUGAGGAUGUGCUCAUUGACUGGUCUCGGCCUAUCUACCUCAACUUCACCCACUGCAAGAUCAUGGAGCGACUGGAGGAGUUCUACUUGGACCGUGGGACCAUCGAGAAGGUCUGCGGGGACGUUUACGUGUGUGACGAGCCUCCAGCUGACGACCAGAUGGCUGAACUGGUGCCACCAGAGGAGGUGAAGAUAGAGGAGCUACGACAGGAGCACGCCACAGCCAUCCACGAGCUUUACCCAGCCAACGAUAUGGAGGCGGUGGAAGUGUUUGAAAGACUCAUCACCGCAUUGCCAGCCUUCGGGGUGUUUUCCUCGGGUGAGCUGGCCGCGUGGAUGGUCCAGUCCUACUACGGUGCCAUGUUCUCCAUGCAGACCCGUCCCGAGUUUCGCCGCAAGGGCUAUGGCAUCCACCUAGCAAAGUGUCUCACGAAAAUCGUCCGUUCGAGAGGAUACGUCCCGUUCGUCGUCAUUCGUCCCGAGAACGACGCCUCGCAGAGUCUCUACCACAAGUUAGGCUUUAGGAAGAACUAUCAAACAGUGCGUGCCAUCCUGCGACCGCACGACAAGACCUCCACCGACGACUGAGGGCGUUGGGCCGCGGCCGGGCUCCUCUCUCAUCUCUCGCUUCCACCUGCCUGCUCCACUUAUUUAUCUCUAAAUCAAUUCCAAUAAACGUAGGCUCGUAGGGCACUGUGCACGGGCAGUCUGUGAUAAUAUCCUCCGCGCCGCGCCGCUAGCUGGUACUCUCCCUGACACUGUACAGUCUCACCACAACGACAGGUCUCUCGACUGGUAGGGGAAACUGCUGAAUUCUUAUUUGUUUAAGAUCUAAGCCUAUUGGUAUUUUAAGCUAAAUACCGUCCCAUUCCUUUGACUAACUUUUAUGGUCAAAGAAUUGUUGGUUUUCUUAGUUGUAUAGGUCUGCAGAUUAGCAUUUGUCGUAGACCAUGAGUCAGAAGAGGUGCUUAAUUGCUCAAUAGUCAGUGUCAGUGGCUAGGGAGGGUGCCAGACGCUAGCCCUGCACAGUCACCGAUAGUUGUAGUACGGGCUGGAGACCUUCAAGUGCCACACACCUCGCGCCAGGGUCAAGUUGAAAAUCUGUGAUAUCCUCAUUUAAACCUCAGGCAUCGUAUUCUUUUAUAUAUAUAGUUUUCGAUAUAAUACGUUUGUACUAAUUUAGGAGUCGUAGACAAUUUAUAAACUUUGUUUGGCGAUGUACAUAAUUUGUAUUCUAAAGGAAUUUUAAGAUAGAAAAUCGCACCGUAGGAUAUUCCUGAGGUUUAAAUUUGUAUGAAAAUCAAAAGCGAUGAUAGUUUUUGAAUGUUUGUAAAUAACUAUAUUAUAUAAGAAGUGGCUGCCCUGGCUCGGUGGUGUUUGUGAUCAGCGCAGGAGAAAUAACCGAGCGUCAAUUUUAACUAAAUAUUUUUAUAUUAUUAAUGAUUUACUCGUCGGUUUUAUCCUUGUAAUAACUCAUUAAUUUUAUAGCUCAUUGAAACGUAUGUGUUUUAAUAAUUGAAGGAUCGUACCUUCAUUGUGAAUAACAGAUACGAGUUACUUCUCAUGUAACAUCAGAAUGCCUGAUAAUCGUGAAGAUUAGUUAGUUUUGGGGCCGAGAAUCACAAUGUGGGUAUUUCUCUAUUUCAAACUUAUUUAUUUGCGUAACGGCUAGACGUGGGUUAAUUCUACUGUAAUAUUACCCAUUUCAAGAGUUAUAUAUACUAUUAAUUCUAAAAUUGUGCUUGUGGAUUCAAUCAAUUGACGGUAUCGAGUUUUUUUUUAUCAAUUUCAUAAAAUGAGAUAUGAACAUUCUUUGUUCAUACAAAUGUAAACAAAUUUGGGAGGCUGUUAAGUGUUGUCUCAUUGCAUAUAAUAAAUCCAUAAUCAUCCUACUAACAAGGUUAUAAAAUGAAUUAUAAUAUUGUCAGGAGGAGAUAUUUUUGAAUUUAUGAACUGCAUUUGUUUAUUUUUAAUACAUUAAACCAAACACAUCUUGACAGAAUAAAAAUGAGAUGACAUAUUAUUGUGUGGGUUUCCUACUCCCACGAAAUACAAUUACUCUUUAUUAAUUCAUUAAUUUCACUUUUCUGUCAAUUAAGUGCAGGAAACAAUGGUAUGAGUAAUAGCUACCACUGUAAAAGUAGGAAUCAAAUCCUAAUUUUAUUCUUUUAAAAACUCGAGACGGAAAAAUGUUUGAAAUUAGUUCUACUGCAGAAACUUUUACAUUCUAUUUUCUUCAGCUGAACUUUGAACCUGACGUGAUAUUAAUCCACAAGCAUAGUUUUGUGAUAGUUUACACCUUCUGCUGUACUCUGUAGGCAAACACUCUGCAGUCUGCAGUAUGCAGUACACAGGCUGAAGACUCGGUAGAUACGCUUAGGCUAUAACAUUCCUCACUGUCUAGGUAACGGAUGGUUGGUGGUAAUGUGUGUCCGUUGGGCGAAUAUAGAAUGGUAGGUUUUUUAUCUUUUCAUAAUCAAUGGAUAGGUGUUGAUCUUAAACGGCAGUGGAUAACUUGUAAACAGACAUGAUAAGAAGAUUUGUGUUGUUAUGAAUCUUAAGAUUCGACGUUUAAGUUAUUGAGUGAUAGGUACGCUUUUUAUUUCGAUGUAUCUGAGUUUUUUUUUUUUAAUUACUGAGAUAUGAAUGUAUGAUUGGGUGAAGUUUUGUUUUGUUUUGCUGUACACCAAAGACGUAAACUUAAAUUUAGUGAGCUAGGGAUGAUUUGUUAUCUCUACAAACGUGUGAGAGUGACGAUUGUUAUAUCGAGUUAGUUCCUUGCUUUCCUGAUCUGAUGUUAUGUUUUAUAAACUUUACCAAGUGGUACCUAUCAAAUCCUGAUGAACCCGGAGCAAAUUGGGAUUUUAAAAAUUGAUCACCUUUUUUCUAGUUUGAGGGAUAUUGUACUACAUAUUCAGGCACAAUCAAUUUACUGGAGUGAAAGCAGACCAAAAUAUAAUUUUAACUCCCGAUAAUUUUAUUAAAAAACUACAACCAACUUUGUGCAAACUCGUACUCAGGAGAUGUGUGUUGUUGGUUGUAAUGCUUCGCGCAGAAACAUAACAGAAGUGCUUCUUUUAGUUAACAAAUUUUGAAGCAGUUUUGACAAAUUAGAAUUAAACCGAAAACUCCUCCAAAUACUGUACAUAUAAAUUCAAAUUCAUUUUUUUUAAACGUUUUUAAAUUGUCAACUUACUGCACAUUUUAGUCCGCUGAAAAUCAAAGAAUAAUAUAUAAUAGCAUAAAAAUUUUACAAGUUUGUUCAAACCUAAUUAUGAUUAUUAUUAUUAUUAUUACUACUACUACUACUACAAAGGUAGUUUCUUAUAGUGUUGAUUGAAAAUCUUAUGGCUGCCAAAGAUAUUAAAUAUCAACACUUGAUUUUCCAAAUUGAAUCUCUUCCAAAAUUGUUGGACAUGUUCCUCUUGAACCAAUUUAAGUAAUCCAUAAACUUCAAAUUGUGAUACUUUAUAUAUUUCUGAACAAUAGGGUAUAGUUUUCUUAUAUAUCCUCACUUUUUCUUCUUAAACUUCCAUUGGCUGACUUUCGUUUGUCUCGAGACGAAUUGUUGGGUCGAUAAUGAAACCGUAUUCUCUUCCCUUGCCAAUAGUAAUAAUAUCACUCCACCUCACAGAGCCGUCUUCUUCUAAAGCUGUGACUUCUUCGUAGACCUCGUAACUUUUUUUGCGGAAUUGAUCAGAUUUGAUCUUUUUGUAUAGUGAUGGGUAUUCCAUAGAAGACUAUUAAAUGGACACUUUCCAAGGACGUGUGCAAGAGUUUCAAUGAUAAAUUUCUCAGAUAAAGGACAAUGCCAGCACUGGUUCCCGUCCCUGGGCCUCCCAUGAAGAAUUUAACGUCUCCGACCAUUUUCAACUAUUGUCUUCUGGCAGGCCACAACCUCUUGCCAAAUUCUUAUUGAUUUUAUCAAAAUUUCAAAAAGGGCAACCCGUUCCCUUUAUAUGGAUGUUUACAUCAAUUUUGUUUUCUUUGGAUUUAGGUUCCUAAUGAUAUACUGUAAUAUGAAGAUUUAAAAAAUAAUAAGUUACUUGCCAUCAAACUGUCUAAAUGUUGUUUUCAAUUUAAUAGCGAAAUAACAGCUAUAACUUUAAGUUUAAAUGUGUUAAAACUCGUAACAAUAUUUUGAAUUUCAUAGCAUAACAUCAAGUUGGGCUAACGCCUAAAAUGGAAAAGUUACCUAAAAUGUUCUAAUAAUUGAAAAUUAUUUUUGUUGAAUAUACUUUGCAAAAAACUUUGAUUCAAAAUGUUCAGUACAGUUUUAAGGAUAAAAGUAUCCUGUACAUCCUUGUUCCAUCCUUGACAGUAGCUCAUUGCACAUAACUUUGUAUUGUAUUUUGAUUGUAUAUUGUUUGGAAAAGUUUAGUUGGAAAGUGCUUCCUCUCACUGGUGUAAACAUGGUUAGUUAUUGUAUUGAUUAUCUGUAUGUUAACUUUUGUUUACUGUAUGUUGGUUGUGUUACUGAACUGAGCGACCUGUUGACCUGUUACAACAUGAUCUAGUCCUAGAGAGAAAGUCCACGUUGUUUGACAGUGAACACUUGCCUCUCUAGAGAGGAAUUAAAUGCCUUAAAAUUA